Molecule: messenger RNA, 1034 nt
Organism: Triticum urartu
Lineage: Eukaryota; Viridiplantae; Streptophyta; Magnoliopsida; Poales; Poaceae
Product: DNA repair RAD52-like protein 2, chloroplastic
Biological process (GO): double-strand break repair via homologous recombination
Molecular function (GO): DNA binding
Source: RefSeq, a predicted model, not a curated record
CUCCCCGGCUGCUCCUGUUGUCGCCGCAACCAAACCUUCCGCUUCCGCUUGCGCACGGCUGGCCACUUCCCAUCCCCGGAACAGGAGCCGGAACCCCCGGUCCUUUUCUCCUCCCCUCCCCCCCCUUCCAGAACCCGCCUCCCUCUGACCUCUCCUCUCCGCCCCUCCCACCGCUCGCACGAUCGACCACGGACGCACCGCGCAUCGCAUUCCUCCGCAGAGUCAACCAUGGAGGCCGCGGCGGCCACGGGGCUCCGCCCCUUCGCCGCGCCGCUCGGGCCCGCGAGGGGGGCGGGCGCGGGCGCAGGCUGGCGGUCCGGGCAGGGCCGGCGGCGGCUUGGGCGGGGCGCGCGGGUGGCGGCGAGGCUGGACGGGGGCGUGGGGAAGGGGGUGCCCACCACCAACUACGUCGUGCCGCUCGACAAGCCCACCGGGAUGACCCGCCCGCUCGUCGAGAUCCUCAGGGACCUCAACAAGCGCGUCCCCGACAAGAUCAUCGACCCCGACACCAACACCGUCCCAUGGUACCAUGCCAACAGAAUGCUCAGCUUUUAUGCACCAGGUUGGUGUGGUGAAGUUCGUGAUGUUAUUUAUUCCAACAGUGGAACUGUGACCGUGGUCUAUCGAGUGAUUCUGAAAGGAACGGAUGGAGAGGCUUUCAGAGAUGCCACAGGCACGGCAAAGGUGCACGAGGGACGUAACGACGACGCUGUUGCGGCUGCGGAGGAGGCAGCAUUCAGCAAGGCCUGCGCCCGGUUUGGUUUCGGCCUGUACCUGUACCACCAGGGUGAGAUCCCGUAGGAGGAACGACAACUUUGAGAUUCAUUCAGCAAUGGAGCUGGUCAUAACGUGGGUAGGCACGCCCAUGGAGAGUUGGAAAUGCUUCGCUGGUGCCUAAUUCUUGUGCAAGAAGCCUGUAAAUUGUUCCUUCUGUUACGUUUUUGUUGUUGUUGUCGGUGUAGGCUCGCAAGAUUUAUCCAGCUAGAGAAAGGAAAAGAACAUAUGGAAUAAUGUGCUGUUACUUCUCUGGUGCA